Molecule: messenger RNA, 1159 nt
Organism: Labrus bergylta (ballan wrasse)
Lineage: Eukaryota; Metazoa; Chordata; Actinopteri; Labriformes; Labridae
Source: RefSeq, a predicted model, not a curated record
ACACACACAAUCGCAGCAUCUCACUGAUGACAAAGGGUCCUCCGGGGAGGCGCGCCGCGCGUGACCGCGUCCUAUGCUUUCGUGCUGCUGCAGACCCAGACAGACGGACAGGCAGGCAGACAGAUACAGGGUGAGAGACUGACAAGCAGACAUACAGAUUCAUGGUGAGGCUGACUUGUUGACAGACAGAUACGACAGACAGGCAGCCGUUGUGUCGGUGAGGAUGCGCGCGUCGGGCAGCAGCAGCAGCAGCUCGCGGUGAUUGUCGGAUCGGUACCAAGAGGCGGAGCAGCUGCAGCGGAGCGCGAGGAGCAAACCGGGCACCAUGAGCUGCAAUUGGGGCACCGAGCUGUGGGAUCAGUUUGAUAACUUGGAGAAACACACCAGCUGGGGAAUCGACUUCCUGGAAAGAUACACCAAGUUUGUUAAAGAGAGAGCUGAGAUUGAGCUGAGCUACGCCAAACAGAUCAGGAGCCUUUCUAAGAAGUAUCACCCUAAGAGAAGCAGAGAGGAUGAGAGCAGGUACACAUGGUGUUUGGCAUUUGCUGCGACUCUACGUCAGCUGAACGAACUCUCGGUUCAGAGAGAAGAACUUGCGGAUAACCUAAGCACUCAGAUUGUCUGUGAGCUGGCCCGAUACACACAAGAACUGAAGACUGAAAGGAAGACUCAUUUUCAAGAUGGCCGCCGUGCCCAGCAGCACAUUGAGAGCUCCUGGAAACAGCUGGAGUCUAGUAAACGUCGGUUUGAGCGUGACUGUAAGGAGGCAGAGCGAGCUCAACAAGUCUCAGACAGAAUUGAUCUGGACAACAAGACAGACGGAGAGAAGCGCUGCUCUCUCAAGGCUCGUCAGACAGCUCAACAGAAAAAAGAAGCUGCAGAAGAAGCAAGGAAAGACUAUGUGACCAAUUUAAACCAGUUUAACCAAGAUCAGCACCAGCACUACCACACGCUGGUACCAGUUAUCUACCAGCGUAUCCAGGACAUGGAGGAGCGGAGGAUCGAAAGAAUUUGUGAAGCGAUGCGUUUGUCAGCAGAGGCAGAAAGAAAAGUUCUUCCUGUUGUGAGUCGUUGUGUGGACGCCAUGAUGGAUGCUGCUGAGGGCAUCCAGCCCAGGAUGGACACCCGACAGGUGGUGGAAGUUUAUAAAUCAGGCUUC